Beta vulgaris subsp. vulgaris (sugar beet) is the source of this 3081-nucleotide messenger RNA. RefSeq lists its product as uncharacterized. The coding region runs from base 34 to 2532 and encodes 832 amino acids. Gene Ontology annotation, cellular component: chloroplast. NCBI's taxonomy places the organism in Eukaryota, Viridiplantae, Streptophyta, Magnoliopsida, Caryophyllales, Amaranthaceae. The record is from RefSeq and is a predicted model, not a curated record. The transcript has 15 exons. Gene Ontology annotation, biological process: carbohydrate metabolic process.
CUUUGGCUUAUGCUUCAUCAACUCCUCUGCUAAAUGGCCUUCCUCUUCCUUCAACCGUCUUCCUCUCUCUAUACACUUCCUUGUCUUUCCUCCUCCUACAAUCCUAUGCGCAAUAAACUCUCUCUCUCUUUCUCUCUCCACCGCUUUUUUUCCCUUGGACAUCAAAUUCAUCCUAAAAAAAUUCAAGCCGCAAAAUUAUUACCCUUUUCUCCUGAGAUUUUCCCAUAUUUACGAAGACCCAUCUCAACUUACAAAGUUGGCAGUAUGGCGGAUCAGUCCUCAAGUUCUGCUUCCUCUCACAAACACACUAAUCGUCUUGCUUCUGAGCAUAGUCCAUACCUUCUUCAGCACGCUCAUAAUCCUGUAAAUUGGUAUCCUUGGGGUGACGAAGCAUUCCAGGAAGCUAGAAGAAGGGAUGUUCCCAUUUUCUUAUCAAUUGGUUACAGUACCUGCCACUGGUGUCAUGUGAUGGAAGUGGAGUCCUUUGAGAGUGAAGAGGUGGCAAAGCUGCUAAAUGAUUGGUUUGUUAGUAUCAAGGUUGACAGGGAGGAAAGGCCAGAUGUUGACAAGGUAUACAUGACAUAUGUUCAAGCACUAUAUGGUGGCGGAGGUUGGCCAUUGAGUGCCUUCCUUUCACCAGAUUUAAAGCCACUAAUGGGUGGUACAUAUUUCCCACCAGAUGACAACUAUGGGAGACCUGGGUUUAAAACUGUGCUUAGAAAAGUCAAAGAAGCUUGGGAGAGUAAGAGGGAUGUGCUUAUAAAAAGUGGAUCAUUUGCUAUUGAACAAUUAUCAGAAGCUUUAUCUACCAAAGCUAGAUUGGAUAAGCUACCAGAUGGUCUACCUGAAGAAGCAUUGAAUCUGUGUGCAGAGCAACUUACUGGAACUUAUGAUUCAGUGAAUGGUGGGUUUGGCUCUGCUCCAAAAUUUCCAAGACCUGUAGAGACCCAACUGAUGCUUUAUCAUUCCAAAAAGAUGAGGGAUUUUGGAAAAGGUGCUCGAGCUGAUGAUGGUAGUCAAAUGGUAUAUUUUACCUUGCAAUGUAUGGCUAAGGGAGGCAUCCAUGACCAUGUAGGAGGUGGAUUUCACAGAUAUAGCGUGGAUGAGUAUUGGCAUGUUCCACAUUUUGAGAAAAUGUUGUACGACCAAGGGCAAUUAGUUAAUGUUUAUCUGGAUGCAUUUGCAAUCACAAGAGACUUGCAGUACUCAAAUGUUGCGAGGGAUGUUCUUGAUUACUUAAGGAGAGACAUGAUAGGGCAAGAAGGAGAGAUUUUCUCUGCAGAGGAUGCUGACAGUGCAGAGACAGAAGGUGCAGCAAGGAAAAGAGAAGGGGCUUUCUAUGUUUGGUCCACCGAGGAGAUUGAGGACAUCCUUGGAGAGCUUGCUACCCUAUUUAAGGAACAUUACUAUGUAAAAUCCACUGGGAACUGUGAUCUAUCUAGAAUGAGUGACCCACACAAUGAAUUCAGGGGCAAGAACGUGCUUAUUGAGAGGAGCAGUACUGAAGCAUUGGCUAAGAAACAAGGGAUGUCCAUUGAGAAGUAUCUUGAAACUUUAGGAAUGUGCAGGAAAAAACUAUUUGAUGUGAGAUCGAAACGACCACGACCACAUCUGGACGACAAGGUGAUAGUUUCUUGGAACGGACUCACCAUUUCCUCUUUUUCAAGAGCUUCUAAGAUUCUAAAGGCAGAAAGUGAAGGACUUGAACACUAUUUCCCAGUUGUUGGCAGUAAUCCCAGUGAAUAUAUUCAAGUGGCUGAGAAGGCGGCAUAUUUUAUAAGAAGUCAUCUAUACGAUGAAGAAAUGAAGAGACUACAGCACAGCUUCCGUAAUGGACCUUCUAAAGCCCCUGGUUUUCUAGAUGACUAUGCCUUUCUUAUAUCAGGACUGCUAGAUCUUUAUGAGUGUGGUGGUAGCAUCAAGUGGCUUGAAUGGGCAGCUGAGUUGCAAGGUACCCAGGAUGAGUUAUUCAUGGACAAGGUAGGGGGAGGCUAUUUUAAUACCCCAGGGGAAGAUCCUUCUGUUCUUUUGCGUGUAAAAGAAGAUCACGAUGGUGCUGAGCCUUCUGGCAACUCUGUUGCAGCAAUCAAUCUUGUCAGGUUGGCGUCAUUUUUUUCUCAAGCUCAAUCGGAUCAAUACAGGCAGAAUGCUGAACGACUUCUGGCAACUUUUGAAACAAGAUUGAAGGAUAUGCCAAUGGCAGUGCCUUUGAUGUGUUGUGCAGCAGACAUGCUCGCUGUUCCUUCCAGAAAACAGGUGGUUCUGGUUGGAUGCAAGACUUCAACGCAGUUUGAUAGCAUGUUGGUUGCUGCUCAUGCAGCUUAUGAUCCCAAUAAAACAGUGAUCCACAUUGAUCCAAGCGAUCCGGAGGAGAUGAAUUUCUGGGAAGCAAAGAAUACGAAGAUUGCGAGUAUGGCAAGAGGUAGCUUCUCUGAGGAUAAAGCUGUUGCUCUUGUCUGCCAAAACUUCUCCUGCAAACCCCCUGUAUCUGAUCCUGCCUCUCUUCAAGCUCUUCUUCUCAAGGCAAAUUAAAGCUAUGAGACAGAGACUUGGUUGACGGUUUCUAGUCAAGUGCCAAGGUGGUGUGUACAUAAAUGCUGCUCGGAGUAUUUUCUAGUGCCAAAACAAGUAUCAGCCUCUGUUGUUCGUCCUUAGUCUUACUUAUGCCACACAUUAAUAGGAAGUUCAUCUUCAUGUUCAUAUCUAUUAAUAAAGCUAGAAAAUUUAGCUAACGUGUCAUUCAUAAUGUUUGCUUUCAUUAUUUGUGAUAUGGAAAUGGUAGUCAUUAUAUAGAAUUCUAGUUCUGUUAGGAUUCUAUGUAAAUUAGGAAUUUAAUUUCAGUUUUAUUUUAAUUAAGUGUUUAAGUUGAUAAAGGAAUCCUAUUAUAUUUAGGAGUCUAAUUCCUUAUCAGAGUUAUUAGGCGUGUGAUAUAGAUAAGUAUAGGAUAUUAUUUAUCUUGAUCCUUAAGAUAAAGAUAAAUAAGUUUAUUUGUUUUACUAGUUCAAGUAGGUUUAGGAAAAUCUUGUACUAUAUAAGGGAUUUUCUGCCAUAAUGAAUAAUUAAGAGAUUGUUUUGAGUUAA